UGUCUUUGGGAAGCACACGUCAGAAUAAAAAGGGCACACUUGAAUUGAAAUUCAAACAAUCAUCAGAGAUGAUAGAAACCGGCGAAGAUAAACGGAGCUCCGUCGAGGAAGGAGGAGGAGGUGGUCGUACGAUUCUUGUCGGCGUGAAGCUUGAUGCUCCGAGCAGAGAGUUACUCACUUGGGCUUUGGUUAAAGUCGCUGAGCCUGGUGAUACUGUGAUCGCUCUUCAUAUCCUUGGAAAUGAGAUUGUGGAUCGAGCAGGGAACUCUUCGCUUCUCUCUCUGGUCAAAACUUUCGACUCUGUUCUUGACGUUUAUGAAGGUUUCUGCAAUUUGAAACAGGUGGAUCUGAAGCUGAAGCUAUGUCGUGGUUCCUCUGCUCGAAAGAUUAUAGUUAGAGAAGCGAAAUCGUUUUCUGCAACUAAAGUUUUAGUUGGGAUUUCAAAAAGUCACCAUACGAUUCGUUCAUCAGCAUCUGUAGCUAAGUACAUAGCGAAGAAACUAUCAAAGGAUUGUUGGGUUAUUGCUGUAAACAAUGGUAAAAUCUUGUUCCAAAAAGAAGGUUCUCCAUCAUCUACCAUUAAUCAAUCUCAAGGAAAGGAAGAUGUUCGGAAGAUUACUUUGUUGAAUGUGCUUCAGAGAUCUGUUACAUUGAAUAAGACUACUAAAGUAGUUAGCCAUUCUGAGGAAGAUUCUAAGGAGGAUGAUGAGGAUCAAUCCGGUGGCCAGAAUCUACGGCAAGUCUUAGCGGCUGCUCGUUUGGAGAGUUGCUCGGUUUGUGGUUCGGAUUCUUUGUCUCCGAACAAGACAACAACUCCUGGAAAGUUGUCUGGAGCUUCAGAUUUUGAUAGGAGUGAAGAUGAUGAUGAGUGCAACAAAGCAAUGGAGAUUGUGCCUGUGAAUGGUCCAGAAGAUUCAGGCGGUUCUAUAACUAUGUUGGUUAGGAAAUUGCCUGAACCUAGACCAGGUUGGCCUUUGCUUCGUCGUGCUGUUUCUACAUUAGGACAAUCUGUUACUCCUCAUAGACCUUUGUCGAAACAGAUACCGGUAGUUCAAUGGGCUCUGAAGCUUCCUCCUAGGGAUACUAAGCAACUUGGUUAUGAUUCUUCUGAAGAUAAUUUGUCAAGCUUAAACGCAAUUGUUCCAUUUGGUAUCAACAAUAGUCCAAGAAAAUUGCCAGAGGAAUUAGAGGGACUUUAUGAGAGGUUCUCUUCAACUUGCCGGUUUUUCAAGUACAAGGAACUCGUUUCAGUGACAUCGAAUUUCUCCGCUGAUAAUUUUAUCGGGAAAGGUGGCAGCAGCCGGGUUUUUAGAGGUUGUUUGUCCAAUGGAAGAUUGGUUGCUGUGAAAAUUCUCAAGCAAACCGAAGAUGUCUUGAAUGAUUUCGUGGCUGAGAUUGAGAUCAUCACAACACUACACCAUAAGAACAUUAUCUCCCUCUUAGGAUUUUGCUUUGAAGACCACAAUCUAUUACUUGUAUACAAUUAUCUCUCAAGAGGAAGCCUCGAAGAGAACCUUCACGGAAAUAAGAAAGAUCCGCUUGCAUUUUGUUGGAGCGAGAGGUAUAAAGUGGCUGUGGGAGUAGCAGAGGCACUGGACUACCUGCAUAAUACUGCUUCACAACCCGUCAUCCACAGAGAUGUUAAGUCAUCAAACAUACUAUUAUCUGAUGAUUUUGAGCCACAGCUUUCUGAUUUUGGGCUUGCGAGGUGGGCAUCUAUAUCUACAACACACAUUAUCUGCUCUGAUGUCGCGGGAACUUUUGGAUACUUGGCUCCAGAAUACUUCAUGUAUGGUAAGGUGAACGAUAAGAUAGAUGUGUAUGCAUUCGGCGUUGUUCUCCUCGAGUUACUUUCGGGAAGAAAACCGAUUAGCAGCGGAUGUCCAAAGGGACAAGAGAGUCUAGUCAUGUGGGCCAAACCAAUUCUAGAUGAUGGAAAGUAUUCUCAGUUAUUAGACCCGAGUUUGCGGGAUAACAACAACAACAAUGAUGACCAAAUGCAGAGGAUGGCGUUAGCUGCUACUCUUUGUAUUCGACGUAGCCCUCAAGCUAGACCAAAAAUGAGCAUCGUAUUAAAGCUGCUUAAAGGUGAUGAAGACACGAUUGAGUGGGCAAUGCAACAAGUGAGUAGUUCAUCAGAGGAGUCAGAGAUGCUCAAAGAUGAGCAAUGCCAAAGAUCAAACUUGCAAUCACACCUUAACUUAGCACUUCUUGAUGUUGAAGAUGACUCAAUCUCCAUGGGAAGCAUCGAGCAAGGCGUCUCUGUUGAGGAUUAUCUAAAAGGCAGGACAAGCCGUUCUUCGAGCUUCGACUAAAAGCCCAUUUUUACUGAAACCAUUGUGUGUACAUAUCAAAGGGGGUUCUGUGGAAAUGGGUGGAUGGUGGAUUUGUGGGGGUUUCUUUUUAGCCCUCCUUGCUCACCUGUUUAGGAUUGUAAUUGUAGAUUUCAAUUGUUUGGGAUGUGUUUUGUAAUUUCCAGUAAGUCUUUUUUGGGGGGAAUACUUAUAGCAGUGGACCAGUGGUAAUAAAAACGAAAUGGAAAU
Arabidopsis arenosa is the source of this 2543-nucleotide messenger RNA. The record is from the annotation of a GenBank genome assembly. NCBI's taxonomy places the organism in Eukaryota, Viridiplantae, Streptophyta, Magnoliopsida, Brassicales, Brassicaceae.